AAAUAGUAUACAAGCAGAUUUAUGCACGCACCAUGUCAACCAAGUACAAAAGGUUAUCUUAAGUGACAACAAUUUUCAUAUUUUCCCAACCUGAAAUCAAAUGGUGACAAAGUACAUACACUAAAUAUUCAAAUGGCUAUAUUGCCACCUUACCACCCCUGAAAUCAAAUGGUAUUUAUAAUGUUCAAUAUUUAUAAUGGGUUUGGCUUUGGUAUGGAUGGGUACCUGCUGUCCCUCAAACCAUGACAGGUGCCACCUUGAACAUUAUAAAUACCCAUCCAUACCAAAGCCAAACCCAUUCACAUUCCCCCUCAUCCUCUCACUUCAGAAGAGCUGUCCAGCAAUGAAAAUGAGCGUGGGAGGCCAGCCAAAGGGUCACUUAUGGCUGGUCUUAGCUGUGGUGAUUGCCAUGUUUGCAAUGCACGGUGAGGCAGCCAGAAGCUUGUCACCACCUUCUCUUUCAUUAUCACCAGCAUAUGCUCCUGUUAUUAAGGUGGUAGGGAAGGUGUACUGCUAUAGAUGUUUCAACGAGGCACAUCCAGAAGAAUCUCAUGGGAAGGAGCACCUGCAAGGAGCCAUGAUCAAGGUCACUUGCCAGGCCAAUGACCAGGCACUAGUGCGAUUUGGCUACACCGAAAGCAAUGGAAAAUACAGCGUGGGCAUCACAGAUUUGCCACUUAGCAGCGCCUAUGGGGCUGACUCGUGUAAGGUUGAACUCCAUGCAGCACCAGGAGGAUCUGACUGCAAUGUGCCAAUGGAGUUAAAUUUGUCUGGAGUAAACGUUUACUCAAAGUCCAACAAGGAGGUGGUUUUCCAAGCCAACCAAGUAAUGGCGUUUGGAUCAAAGAAGACAUUUGCUGGAUGUUCAAAACCUCACGUUCUUCCACCGGUCCAUCCGUAUAAUUCAUCACCACUUCCAUACCAGUAUCCCUCACCUCCAUCCAGCUACAAGUUCCCACCGUUGCCGUACCAGUAUUCACCACCUCCAUCACAUCAGUACACAUCACCUCCAAUGAACUUCUACUCUUCGCCACCACCCCACCAACUGUCCACACCGCCAAACAACUAUCAAGCUCCACCAACAUCUAGCAAUUAUCCGUCGCCUCCACAGGGCUACAAGUAUCCAACACCAACCCACAAGUAUUUACCACCACCAUACUACUACAACUCUCCACCACCGCAACACCAAUAUUCGUCACCUCCAAACAACCAUGUAGCUCCAUUAGUGCCUUACCAGAAAUCCCCACCCCCGACCUACAACUACAAGUCGCCUCUUCUACCACCGUCACCAGCGCCUGUUUACCACUAUAACGCUCCACCACCUUACCACUAUUCACCACCUCCACUUAACUAUGGAUCUUCACCCCCACCUUACCAAUAUUCUCCGCUAUUACCUCCAAGACAUCUACAACCAAAUCUUCCUAAUGCGAAGUCGCCACCAGCAUCAACAUCUCCACAGCCACUCCGGAACUCCUACCAAUCCCCACCACCACCGAACAAGCUGUCUUAAUUAAGCAUCAAGAAGGAAUGAUCAGACAUGGGCAGAACAACGGAAGAGUAGAAGUCUAUCUCAAGAGGAAGAAGUGCCGUAGCUGGAGUUUCAGCUGUGGAUUUCAGUCUCUAGAAUUAUUUACCACUUAUUGUAUGUUCAUCUUUCAUGGUAUUACCUAGAGCUAUUUCAGCAAUGUAAUCCUAAGUCGUGUGUUCUUUGAUAGUAUCCAUGUUAUGUAUUCAAUCCAAUAUAUCAUAUACGAUAUUUCUCUGUUGCAAAACCAGAUUUUUUUUCUA
Molecule: messenger RNA, 1788 nt
Organism: Brachypodium distachyon (stiff brome)
Lineage: Eukaryota; Viridiplantae; Streptophyta; Magnoliopsida; Poales; Poaceae
Product: extensin
Exons: 3
Coding region: 197-1510 (437 amino acids)
Source: RefSeq, a predicted model, not a curated record